AUGAGCGGCGCAGCAAAGAACUUUUCCAAAGCUACCGUGCUCGUCCAAAGCCGUCUCGUCUCCGUCACGUCCAGUCCCGAUGGGCCGUCCGAAGCGACGACCGUUAUCCAUCCCCCUCUACUUUCGUACUGCCUCUGGGAACGACCCAAGCAAGGCUUGCAAACUCCGCCCAUCAGCUUCCCCGCGGGCAUUUCCGAGAGGCCAGAUUCUUCUUCCAUUCUCAUGUCACAGUCAAGGCUUUCUGAAGUCGCCAACGUGGUUUGUCUGUUCCAAUUCUUAUUUUUCUUCCGAGCGUCUGGAAAUCCCUCUGGAAUCCUCGCCUUGGACACCAUUGCUGUAAUCACCUUAUAUUCUGCCGCUUCUCGCUUCAUCAACCUACUACACUACCCAUACCUACAGUUUUACCUACCUCAGUUCCCUCGUCGCCCCUCAACUGUGAUGGACGACUCGGGCUUCUCAAAUUUCCAAUGGUCCUUCAUGGACGAUCUCGGGGGCAGGAGCAGACGAGAAGCUAGGCGGCGCGAGAACGAGACGUUACAGCCCAGCCGUGAUACCGCAUCCCACGAUACGAGAGAACAGCCGCAGCCGCAGCCGCAGCCUCAGCCUCAGCCUCAGCAGGAGAAUCGAGAAACCCCAUCAUCCCAGCCGCCGCCACAAAGGGGAAGGAGACACUAUCCCGUCCGGCAAUGUAGAAUUUGCCUUGAAGAGGUGGAGCCCAAGUUUCCUACCGGGGAGACAGGCACACUGGACGGGCUGAUGGGCUCAGGGUCGAAGCCGGUAUAUAUCUCCGACACCGAUCCCGAGCUGGGCCGGCUCAUCUCGCCAUGCAAGUGCAGCGGAACAGCCAAAUAUGUCCACGAAGGUUGUCUGCAAGACUGGAGGACCGCUGGGUCCAUCGGCGCGGACAAUCCGCACUUCUUUACGUGCCCGACAUGCAAGUACCGCUACAAGGUCGAUCGCCUGUCGUGGGGCAGACGUCUGCAGAGCAAGUUUGCGCGGGUGACCGUCACGCUUUCCAUCUUCGCAUUUUCCAUAUUUCUUCUCGGGUUUGUUGCGGAUCCCAUCUUCCAGUUGUGGUCUGAUCCUGUGGGCACGCUGACUGGAACGGUUGUGAGCGUGCUUGAGGAUAUUGAAGCCACGGCUGAGCCGACAGGUCCACCGCCCGAGAACAUCACCUGGUGGGAACAUUUUGUCAAAGGGUUUCUCUCUCUCGGCAUCAUCGGAUUUCUGAAGCACCUGCUAGCGAUGACUCCCUGGCAAUGGUGGAACGUGAGGAACAGCGGCCUUCUCGGGCCCACGGUCCGCCGCGGAGGUGGCCGGGCACGAGCCGAGAACAUUAGCUGGGCGCUCGUCCUGAUCGGAGCCUUGACCUUUUUCUACUCGAUAUGGAAGGGCGUCAAUUCAGUGAUCAAGACGCUCCUGGAACAGGCAGGCAACCGGGUGCUGGAUGUUGGCGGAGAUGAUGACGAAGGCGAAGACAUCAAUAAUGUUUUCAUGAAUGUUUACGAAUUUGAUAUUCACAGGCCCCCUUCUAUUGCUCAGCUUGCCACGAAGCUUCUCUUCCACAUCGUGUCAACUAGUCUGUGUGCAAAGAUGGAGUCCCUGCUCUGCCCCAUGGAUUGGGCCGUUUUGGCUCAGUCCAACUUGGGGUGGCAGAAGACAUCAGACUCGGUUCGAGUUGCUGGCCUUCGGGCCCAGGCGACCUCUUCCCAUUGUGACCAGACUGGCCCUUUGGCCGAAUUUACUCUGGCCACUGGCGCAAGCUGAUACAUGACAUCAAACAAAAUUACUCUCAUUGUACGAGGUUGCUUCCUCCUUCGGGCAAGCAUAUCCCCGGAGUAGGUCUGUCUUUAAGAAGUAGGUAGUCUUAAGCUGGAACCCCUCGCUUCGCAGAGAGAUCCCAUCACUUGCUAGUCCUAGCCAGAAAUUGAUACGUAC
Molecule: messenger RNA, 1938 nt
Organism: Sodiomyces alkalinus F11
Lineage: Eukaryota; Fungi; Ascomycota; Sordariomycetes; Glomerellales; Plectosphaerellaceae
Exons: 8
Coding region: 1-1767 (588 amino acids)
Molecular function (GO): zinc ion binding
Source: RefSeq, a predicted model, not a curated record